Diorhabda sublineata is the source of this 1908-nucleotide messenger RNA. RefSeq lists its product as uncharacterized. The record is from RefSeq and is a predicted model, not a curated record. Bases 36 to 1760 code for a protein of 574 amino acids. NCBI's taxonomy places the organism in Eukaryota, Metazoa, Arthropoda, Insecta, Coleoptera, Chrysomelidae. The transcript has a single exon.
GUUGAUAAAGCAUUGUUUGAGAAAAUAGUGCGAUCAUGAAACUUGAUAUUUUGAAAGUGGUAUUAGAAGUGCUGUUACAAAAAUUCGAUAUCGAAAAUGACGAUUUUUUCCAACCAAACACGUUCAAGUUAUCAAAAAACUUAUUCAAUGGUAUCAUAAUCCCCGAUCUUUUCGAAAACGUGGUGGAAACUAUCAAGAAACGGGCCACAAAAGAAUCCAAAAAAGAAGAUUGCGUUAAAAAAAUAUUGUACAAAGCAUUACUGGUAAUAUUUUUGAAUACUACACAACAAGAGAGAUUUUUAUAUUUGAAAAAAUUAUUACAACAUUUUUAUGAUGAAUUAGUACAAACACUAUUAAAACUCGAAAAGAACGAAUCGAUACCGACAAUUGAAGAGUUCAUCGAACUCGUUACGAAUCUUCUGCCAUACGUCAAACUUCAAGUUGUCAAAUAUAUAUCCGAACAAGAAAAAAAAGAAGAAGAUAAACUAAAAGCGAGUUUGAUGGAAUUGUACGAAACGGUACUGCAUCCUAAUAUUAGUCGGGAAGAUUGUUACGAAAUAAUUCAAAAUAAAUUAGGAGAUUUUGAUACCGUGGAAUUUACAGAUUUCGAAAUAAAACCGGUCGAUGAAAAAAAAGGUUUCCUCGGCGAAUAUUUCAUAUUAAAAAUCCACGUAAUUAACCAACAACAGAGUGAACAACACCAGUUUUUCUACAAGCACACACCAACUAAAACCGACGAAAUCCGCACGAACAUGGCACAACUUUCGUUCAGAAAAGAAGAAAAAUUUUAUAUGACGUUUGUACCGCAGUUGAAGAAAAUGGGGUUCGGAAAAAUCGUCGAUUUCUUACCGCAAUGUUAUUUGUCACGUAAAGACAGAUUUAUGGUAUUCGAAGACGCUUCCGCGAAUAAUUAUUCGAAUUUAGAUAUAAAAAUACCGUUUACGUACCAACAACUUUCUCUACUUUAUAAACAACUAGCUAAAUUCCAUUCUUGCGGUUUACUUUUCGAAGAAAAACUGUCUAAAAUACUAGGAACUAAGUUCAGAAUGGGUAAUUAUUACAAAGAAAUGUUGACAGAAAGUUUCGCGAUCAAAAAUAAUCGACAUAUAGAGAAUUUUUUCGAUACUUGUAUCAAAACAAACGGAUACGUUAUCGACAAAUUUAAAUAUAUACUUGAACGAACUAACGUAGACGAAUUUAAACUUAAAUGCUCUAAUUCGCUUCUAAAUUAUUUUAACGUUGUUCAAACUUCGAAUAACCGUCGAAAUUUUUUAACUCACGGCGACCUCUGGUGUAACAAUUUCUUUUUCCACAACGACCAAUCGUCUUGCUUGAUAUUGGACUUCCAAAUUAUCAGAUAUAAUUUACCAAGUUAUGAUGUAAAUUUCUUAUUAGCUACAAAUACUGAUCUAAGUACUAGACGAAAAUACGGGGAUAAACUUUUAAAAGAGUAUUAUUCGAAUUUAAAAUCGUGUUUGUCCGAAUUUGAGGUUAAUUUACGAAAUAUAAUGACGUACGAUCAAUUUCUAGCAGACGUAGAUGAUGUAAAAGCAACUUCUCUCAGUGUAGCUCUUAUGUAUUUACUCACGAUAUUGUUACCUAAAGAGAAGAUGGCUCGUAUUUUCGAAGAUCCAGAACUAUCUCAAAAUUUUUUUACCGGAGAUAGAAGCAAAAUUAUGGACGAACUGUGGGAUGACUUAAAACACAAAUCUAGAUUUGAAGGUGUCAUUCACGAAUUGUGUUCAGUAUUUAAUAAAUAGUUCUAUGAUAAUUAACCUAUAUAAUAUGGUGAUUUUGUUAUGGAAGGUGAAUGUACAGCAAUUAAAUUUAUUAUGUAAUGUAUUGGAUUGAAAUAAAACAAUAUUUAGAUCUAAUAUUUAUUCAUACCUACUUUUAAUAGUGCCAAAC